AUGGCAAAUCGAGGGCUUCCACUCCUGCUCGUCCUCCAGAUCGUCCAUUCUGCGGCGGCGACAGCGGCCGCCCCCGGCCACAAGCGGCUCGGUACCGUGCUAAAUCACGGCCCAGCGGCAGCGCCGCCGUCAUCAUCGUCUCCCUUUGCCAGCGCGAAUGCGGCGAGCGCCGCCGAGUCUGCGCCCGCCGCAUCCAACGCGGUGACCGCCAAUGCACCGGAGGCGCCCAUCUUUGCGUAUGCCGCGUUUGACAAGGUUGGUGCGACGACAUUCCGCACGAUCCUGAGCGCACGCGAGCGCCUCCACAACCGCUCGUACCUCUGCGACCCGUGCAAAGAGCUCUCAGAGAGCCCUCGCCACGCGGUGGUGAACGUCGGCGCCGACCGCGGCUUCGACUUUUGCGAGCGGCAGGGCCGGCCGUGCAGGUACUUUACGCUGCUGCGCCACCCACUCGAGCGCAUCCGCUCUGCGCACGCCUACUUUUGCGUCGCCUGCUCGGAGCACCACCGGCAGUGCGGCGGGCACGACGUGCAUCAGUGGGGCGGGCGGCUCUCCUGCCCCAACAUGAGCCUCGCCGCUUACGCGCGCACCGUCGGCUCGGUCUACACGCGCGCCUUCGCGCCCAAGGAGCCGUCAGAGCGGGCAGAGGAGAAGCUGGAGACGGUCCACGCCGAGAUCGCCUCGCUCACGCGGCUCGAUGCAGCGACCGUGCGCGAGAUUGUCCGGACGAGCUGCCACAACCGGCGCGACGGGGGCGCGUACCGGGCCCUCGACCAAUUCCAGGAGGGAACCGGCCCCUUUGUGCAGGCGACGGCGCUCACCAACGCGCGGAGCAAGGAGCGGCUCCGCCGCAUCGACGCUGCGGAGAGGUACCUCAAGAGCAUCUGCACGCUCGUGCUGGAGCCGGCCGAGCCGCCGCGGCCGACGAUCGUGCAGCAGCUGGCGCGUUGGAUGGGCGACCCGCUCUUUGAGAGCAAAAUCUCGCUGGUGCAGCGGGGGAGGGCCUCGCACGCCGAGCGGCAGGCGCGCGAGGCGCCGCAGUCCGUGUCGGACGCGCUGAUGGAGGACAUCGAGCUGUACCGCCGCAUGAAGCACUGGGCGGACCGCGGCGAGGCGUGCACCGAGGGACGAGGAGGGGGCGCGCGCCGAGCGCCUCCCGACGCGCGACGCGCCGACGCCGACGGGGACGCCACCACCCUCCGCCCCAGCGCCAGCCUCGCCCACAGAGGCGCCAGGGGAAUGUAA
Molecule: messenger RNA, 1245 nt
Organism: Emiliania huxleyi CCMP1516
Lineage: Eukaryota; Haptophyta; Isochrysidales; Noelaerhabdaceae
Exons: 6
Coding region: 1-1245 (414 amino acids)
Source: RefSeq, a predicted model, not a curated record